This is a messenger RNA of Symbiodinium sp. CCMP2456, 2208 nucleotides long. Lineage: Eukaryota; Dinophyceae; Suessiales; Symbiodiniaceae. The record is from the annotation of a GenBank genome assembly.
AUGAAACCCACGCUCACCCACGUCCCCAAGCCUAGAAUCGUAGUACUCCCGAAAGUUGCCACAACAGAGUCUCGGGAAAUGGCCCGGAAGCGGCGCUGCGGCGAGGAUGCCUCCCCAGAGGCCGGAAGGCGAGGCCGACGGCAUGUUGGACUUGGAGCAGUCAUACUGGAAAACUUGGGCUACUCCGGAAACGACGAUGAAGGCCAGGAAGCCAAGGUCGCAAAGCUCGAUACCUAUGCUGCUCCCGAGGGCGUGGAGCGCGCAAGCCCAGAUGAGGCGCCCAGGAAGCGCCGGCCGCGCAAGGAGAAGCGUCUCCCAGAGGUGGAGGCUGCAAGCGGAGAUGAGGCGCCCAAGAAGCGCCGGCCUCGAAACGCCCGUGAGGCUGCAGAUGGAGCUGACGAAGAGCAGGCGCAGGGCGACCGCGCACAGAGGCAGAGACGAGCCAGGCCGAAAGAGAAGCAGCCAGAGUUCGGCGAGGAGGAGGAACCUGACGAGGCCUCCGUAGCCGCGUGGAAGCGCCUCCUCGCUGCGCGAGCCGACGGCGAAGACUUGCGCCUGGCUUUCUCCCUGCGGCCCAUGGUUCCGCAGGAGCUACGCCAGCUGGGUCCAGAAAGCUUCCUUGGGAAGAAGAAAGAGCUGGGUGCUCAGCCUUUAUUCAACCGCGAGGGCAAGGUGAACCUCCAGUUUCUCCUUGCCAGCUACAAGGCCUCAGACAAGCGCCGUGGGGAAGACAAGGAUGCAUCCAACCCUCACCAUCCGUUCCUGCUCUGGUUAGUGAAGCAGGCUCGCCAACUGCGGCUGCUGAGCAGCAGGGAGGUGAAACGGGGUCAGAUCCCCAAGCAGCGUCUGGAGCAGGCGAAAAGCAAUGGCUACAGCCUCGCAGAUGGAGCCAAUCUGGCACAGGCUUCCGACGAUGAAGAGCGAAAUCGUCAGAAGGAAGCCGAGGAGCAGGAAAGGUUGGAGAAGCAGGCGGGUGCAGACAUUCUGCAACGUGAAGUUCUAUUCCCAGAGCGAGUCGGCAGUCAGUCCCUCGCUGAGUCGUCCGAGCGCUUGCGGCAGCAGCUGCGAAACCAAGCAGAGCUAAGAAAGGAAAGGAUAAAAGCCCACUCCAGCAGCGGCCAGGAUCUGCAGUCAAUGUCUUCAGUUCUCAGCGCACCAUCCCUUUCGUUCGACUGGGUUGAGCCGGAGUCCGACGAGGAGACCAAUCCGAACGGCACGUUGCAGGUUGAUCUGCCUCCCAGCGCAAAGAGCUCCGAGUCGCGGCGCGAGUUGCUUCGGGAGACGAUCCAGCGUUCUGUGUCCUUCAAGCAGGCCGAAGUCCUCAAUUCCAAGGCAAAUCGUGCAUUGUCCGCAUCGCUGUCGGCAUCCAGUGCAAAGUCCUCUCGGCUGUCGGAGGCGGACAAGCUAGCGGACAAGUUGGCAGACAAGCUCAAAGCGAAGUCCAAGCAAGGCAAUCCUCCGGUGCAUCCACAGGGUGAAGGAUCAGCUACAGCGGCGGCGGCUAUGGCGCUGCCACAAGGAGCAGGCAACGCAGAGGAAGCAUCAGGCCCAGCUGUGGAGACCUCCGCCACGGUGGAUUCUUUCCCAGCAGAAGCAUCAGGCCCAUCUGUGGAGACCUCCGCCAAAGAGCAUUCUACCCCAGCAGAAGCAUCAGGAGCUGUGGAGACCUCCGCCGCGGAGGCCCCCAUCCUGGCCGAAGCGGCAGAUGACCUGGAGAUCAGCGCGACUUUGCCCUUUGAAGUCGAUCUGGAGCAAGGUGCACAGGUGGCGCCAGCAGAUGCAGACCUCUCUGCGACCCUGCCCUUCGACGUUGUGCUGGGUGAGGUGGAGGCACCGGCAAUGGAGGCUGGUGACGAGAGGCACGAUCGUGCGGAUCAAGCACAACCCCGUGUGCCUACAGAGGCGAGCGGCGCUCUCUUGGAGGCCGAGGAGACCAAAACCUCCAGCGAGGAGGAAGCGGAGGACUUGUCUGCUGCGCAGCGCCGGGAGCGGGCCUGGCUCCGGCACCUGAAGCAGAAACUCCGGGAGGAGGACAAGGAGAAUCAGAAGGUGCAGAAGUCCAAAGUCAAGGCGGGCCGCGGCAAAAUGCCAUCACCGGUGGACGAGGAGGACGACCUCUUCCUUGGCAAUCGAGGGAACCGGCAGCGCGGUGACAGAAACAAGCCAAAUCUGCUGCUUGGCACCCGCGCCCCCAGAAGGCAAGUCUGA